Molecule: messenger RNA, 2840 nt
Organism: Wasmannia auropunctata (little fire ant)
Lineage: Eukaryota; Metazoa; Arthropoda; Insecta; Hymenoptera; Formicidae
Product: probable multidrug resistance-associated protein lethal(2)03659
Exons: 11
Biological process (GO): transmembrane transport
Cellular component (GO): membrane
Molecular function (GO): ATP hydrolysis activity; ABC-type transporter activity; ATP binding
Source: RefSeq, a predicted model, not a curated record
GGCAGAAAUGAUCGGUCUAUAGACGUCGAUUCGACGUCGGACCGGAUGGCUGACAAAUCCAUACGUGUUCAGAGAAGGAUCUUCACAUUGUUAAUAAUUUGUGGCAAUCGAAGAGAGAAGAGCUGACAUCUGCAGUAAAUUGUUAAAAUAGGUGAAGGAAUUCUUUUUUUCGUUCACUCGGAAAAGAGGAGCGAUUAUUCGACGCAAAAGCGUCGGAGUGUAUAACCGUUAAUAAAUUAAUCCGAUGAAUCGAUCGUUCUUCAACCGUGGAAGUGUCAGCUCGUGGCGAGUUAAUGCCGCGUGUAAGAACCGAUGGAUUCAACGAAGAUCAAAUCGAAGCCGAAUCCGCGGGAGAAGGCGAACAUCGUAUCGGUGUUACUUUGGUGGUGGACCAUUAAGUUAUUCAGAACAGGAUACAAGAAAGAUUUAGAAGUAGAAGACUUAUAUGAGCCUCUGAAAGCCGACCGAGCGAAGCUGCUCGGAGAUCGAUUAGAAAAACGAUGGAACAUCGAGUUGGAGAACUCGAAAAAAUGGAAACGCAGUCCGAGUCUGUUGAAGACCAUUUUCCGCACAUUCCUAUGGGAAUAUUCCAUGCUCGGAAUACUACAGAUUUUCAACGAGUUUGUGAUAAGAUUGGGCACGCCGUUACUGUUGGGCGGUUUUUUGCGCAACUAUCAGAAAGAAUCGAUAGGGUCGUACGAGGCUGCCCUGUGGUUUGGAGCCGGUAUUUGUAUCACGACCGGCUUGAACGCGAUAAGCGGUAAUCAGGCGCUCUUCGGCGCUUACCACGUGGGCGCCAAAGUUCGCGCGGCUGUCUGCUCCGUGAUAUACAGAAAGGCUCUGCGUCUGAGCACAACCGCGCUGGGCGAGACAGCACCCGGAAAAGUGGUUAAUCUAGUGGCCAACGAUGUCAAUAGGUUUGAAUUCGUCACUUACUUAAUUCAUUACAUGUGGUCGGCACCCCUCUCCGCCCUGAUCGUGGCUUAUAUUCUCUAUCGGGAGGUCAACUAUGCCGGUCUCAUCGGCAUCGCCGCGCUCUUAAUGGUCGUGCCGAUCCUAUCUUACUCCGGCAAACUGACAUCGAAGUUCCGUCUCCAGACUGCUAUCAAGACGGACGAGCGAGUCCGGCUGAUGGACGAAAUCAUUUCCGGGGUACAGGUGAUCAAGAUGUACGCGUGGGAGAAACCGUUCUGCGCCAUGGUCGAGCUGGCGCGGAAGCUCGAACUUCGAGUGGUCACCAAGAGUUCGUACAUCCGCGGCAUCUACAUGACCUUCAGUCUCUUCACAACUCGGAUGGCGCUCUACUGCACCCUCGUCGCUAUGCUGGCGUUCGGGCCUGAUAUGACCGCCGACAAGGUCUUCGUCGUAUCAGCCUACUUCAACGUCCUCGCGCACGCCAUGACCAGCAUGUUCAUUCGCGGUUUCGCCGAGUUGGCCGAGUGUAUGGUAGCCAUACGCAGGCUUCGGACCUUCCUCAUGUUCGACGAGUUCCAGGGCAGCAACGUCAUCGUCUCCAAGGCGGCCAACGCCAAUAUCAAUUCGGAUGUGAAGCGAAUCUCCAAAUCGGAUCUGCCCUACAUCGACGACGAGGACGAUGUGGAGAAUCGGCUGGUAUCACAUGGAGAGGUCUCGCAUGAGAAUAGCGACCACAGAAAUCCUAACGGUCCGAUAAUUGUUGCCAACGAUUUGUUGAAGAACACCGCUAAUUCUAUUGGAGAAAAGAAAUCCAUAUAUGGUACGAACAACUGGGCUGUUAACAUGAUUAACGUUACUGCCAAGUGGGAGGAGAAACAAUCAGAGAAUACCCUGGAGAAUCUGAAUCUGGAAAUAGAAAGGGGUAAGCUGUAUGCGGUGAUCGGCAUGGUGGGCAGCGGCAAGAGCUCGUUUCUGUCCGCGAUUCUGGGAGAGAUCAGCCUGACGGAAGGUCAGGUGAAGGUCAACGGCGAUGUCAGCUACGCCAGCCAGGAAGCCUGGGUCUUCGGUGCUACCGUCCGACAGAAUAUACUCUUCGGACAAUCCUACGAUCGCCAACGGUAUCAGAAGGUGGUCAAAGUUUGCGCUCUGUUGCGUGACUUUAAGCAGUUUCCGCAGGGUGACCAGACUAUCGUGGGUGAACGGGGCAGCUCGCUGUCCGGCGGUCAAAAGGCCAGGAUCAACUUGGCCAGGUCCUUGUACAGGCAGUCGGACAUCUAUUUGCUGGAUGAUCCUUUGAGCGCGGUGGAUGCACAUGUCAGCAAGCACCUGUUUCAAGAAUGCAUUCAGAGAUACCUGGUCGGAAAAACGAGAAUUUUGGCGACGCAUCAGCUGCAGUACAUAAAGGAAGUGGAUGCUAUUAUAUUACUCGAGCAGGGAAGAAUGAAGUACUUCUCACAUUAUCAGGAUUUAUUGGAAUAUCGACCUGAAUACGGAAUACUUGUGGCAGCUGAGAAUGAAGCAAUCGACGAUUCGUCUUUAGAAAAGAGUAUGAUCAUACGACGACAGUUUUCCUCCUCGAGUAACAGAAGUCGAACUCCAGAAGCUAGGAGAAUUUUAAACAGAUUUUCGAAGGAUGUGGGCACCAUAGACGAGUUACUGCCCAAAUCGAUGUUAGACACGCUACAGAUAUGUGUUGUAGUUUGCGGCAUAAUAAUCAUAGAAAUGAUAAUUAAUCAAUGGAUUUUGAUACCGACGGUGAUACUGGUCGUUUUAUUUUUUUUCGCAACAAAGUUCUAUCUAAAGACCGCUGAGAACGUCAGACGUCUUGAAGGCGUAACGAAGAGUCCGUUGUUUUCGCAUGUGAAUGCCACGCUGAACGGUCUGCCGACGAUCAGAAGCAGUGGGGCUGGAAUCGAGAAGAUGAU